Molecule: messenger RNA, 255 nt
Organism: Theileria orientalis strain Shintoku
Lineage: Eukaryota; Apicomplexa; Aconoidasida; Piroplasmida; Theileriidae
Exons: 2
Coding region: 1-255 (84 amino acids)
Source: RefSeq, a predicted model, not a curated record
AUGAAAGCUUCUUUUCGACUAUUGGUGGCUGAAUCGGAUUCUGAGAAAUUUUGGAAUGAUAUACUUGAAAACUCCAGGGCAUUUAUAAAUUGGUCCAUUUAUGUCACCAAAGUUAAUCCCAAAGUUGAUAAAGGUUGUAGAGCUGUUCCUUUACCAGUACUCUUUUCUAUACUCUUGCCUGUGUUAAACAAAGGUGAGUCGUUAUUGAAUCUGAUCCCCAGACUUACCAUUAUCCAGUGGGCUUUUUUUCCAUAA